GCCUGCGCGCUCGGUGGUGCGGUGUUUGAUUGGGAGCGCUGGCUGAGCAGCGGACGCCGGAAGUGGGCGCACGGGCCGAGGCGAUGGUGGCGUCCAGCUGAGGGGCGGUGGAGCGAUGGACCUACUGCCGGCCAACCCGCACGGCAACGGCCUGCUGUACGCCGGCUUCAACCAGGACCACGGUUGUUUUGCAUGUGGAAUGGAAAAUGGAUUCCGAGUUUAUAACACUGAUCCGUUAAAGGAGAAGGAAAAACAAGGUGAGGCGUAUCGCUCGUCAGAAUUUAUGGAAGGAGGAGUUGGUCAUGUCGAAAUGCUUUUUCGAUGUAAUUAUUUAGCUUUGGUUGGAGGUGGUAAGAAGCCCAAGUAUCCUCCCAAUAAAGUGAUGAUAUGGGAUGAUUUGAAGAAGAAAACGGUUAUUGAAAUUGAAUUUUCUACAGAGGUCAAAGCUGUUAAACUACGGAGAGACAGGAUUGUAGUGGUUCUGGAUUCCAUGAUUAAGGUCUUCACAUUCACUCACAAUCCUCAUCAACUACAUGUCUUUGAAACUUGCUACAAUCCAAAAGGGUUAUGUGUCCUUUGUCCAAAUAGCAACAAUUCUCUUCUAGCAUUUCCAGGAACCCACACUGGGCAUGUGCAAAUUGUGGAUUUAGCUAGUACUGAAAAGCCUCCAGUUGACAUACCAGCACAUGAAGGAGCUUUGAGCUGCAUUGCUUUAAAUCUUCAGGGAACACGCAUUGCCACCGCUUCAGAAAAGGGAACCCUGGUUCGAGUUUUUGACACUACAACAGGACAGCUCAUCCAAGAGUUGAGAAGGGGGUCACAAGCAGCAAACAUUUACUGCAUUAAUUUUAAUCAAGAUGCUUCUUUAAUCUGUGUAUCAAGUGAUCACGGGACUGUUCAUAUUUUUGCUGCGGAGGAUCCCAAAAGAAAUAAACAAUCUAGUUUGGCAUCAGCAAGUUUCCUUCCAAAAUACUUCAGUUCUAAGUGGAGCUUUUCCAAGUUUCAGGUUCCUUCUGGGUCACCUUGUAUCUGUGCCUUCGGUGCUGAGACAAAUGCUGUUGUAGCAAUUUGUGCUGAUGGCAGCUAUUACAAAUUUUUAUUCAACACCAAAGGUGAAUGCACCCGGGAUGUGUAUGCGCAGUUCCUGGAAAUGACUGAUGAUAAGAUAUGAUGUAAAGGAUAUAAUUACAAAAAUUAAAAAAACAGAUGAGUUGCUGUUUUAGCUGUCUCAAAAUGAGAGUUAAGUGACUAAACAUUGGUUAAACUGAGGAAAAUUAGCCUCUGGAUGGACCACUGGACAAACAGCAUACCGAUGCUUCCAUAUUAAUUCUGCCAUUUUCCUGUUCUAUAAUCUUUCUGGGUUGAAAGAAAAUCCUCUAGUGUCAAUAGAAACUAAAUUUGGUGACCAGCGGCAGUUACCAGUUCUUCAGACUUUUAUAUUAAAAUGCAGAACUAAUUGUGCCUGCUUAAACCCUUUUAUCUGGAUGUUUACAGUAUGACAUUUGAAAGCAGGUUCCACACUGUAUGCGGUUUCUGCUAAUUUUUCUUGUCUGAUGUGUUUGUGUUCUUGAUAAACAAUUUCCUGAAAGUUUAAGUGUCAUUUUUCAUUCUAAUGAAUGUAGUCAUUGAGUGUGAAAUGGUUAAAUUGAACAUGCACAACAUUAAACAGCUGAACUGUUGACUUGAUGAGGUACUGGAAUAGAUUUAUAUGGUAUUACAUCCAUGAAGUUAAACUGCUGUUUACUUUGAACUGGAUGCCCAAUUUUGUUACAUGACCACAGAAGACAUUCAGUUGUAAAACCUUAAUGCAAACUCAACUUUUCUGAUUAACUUUGAAAGUGUUUGGUUAAUGGAAAUGUCUUUUGUCUGGAUGUAAUGGGGAUUGAAAUAAGCUUCACUGAUCCAUCUGUUUCUAUCCACCAAUCUGGCAUCUAGGUAGAAAGCAUUCUAUACACUAAAAUAUGAAAAACAAUCAGAUUUUGCUGUGUAAUAUGGAGUUGUUAAAGAUGGUUCAUAUUAUUCCCCCCCCCCCAAAAUUGUCAUCUUCCUCUCCCCCCCACCAAUUGACAGCUUUCAUUUGAUUGCUGUAAUUGUGAAAUCACAAAAUUCACUUAAAUGUAAUUUUAUAUCUGGUUUGGGUUUAAAAACUAACCAGGUUAAAUUUGUGCAAUUUGUCUUAACCAGAUAUGAUUUUUGAAAGAAAGUUGGCUCUUUGAAGGCAAGAAGCACUGGGGAUGAGUUCUCCAUAGAAACUGUCAGAACAGACUUAAAUGAAACUUUCAAAUCUGCUAGUAAACCAGACUGAUACAUACUUACUAAGGAUAUAUUACAGUGAUGGUUUAUUUUUAGAAAUCUGUAAUGAUUUAAUGGACACGACAAAUGUAACUGACAUACCGUUAAAGCAAUGUUACACUACUGCAACUUAUUUUAAAAUGACAUGCAGCAUUAUACCUCAGUUUAAAAUUGCAAUAGGACAACUGCAUGUAGACAUUUUGAAAAAUUCACCUUGCUUCCCAUAAACAAGGAAGAUUAAUUUGAAAUUCUAUUGAGCUAGUAAGUUGUCAAUAUAUGGUUAGCAGCUUUCACUCUAGCUUUUAUAAGGCCACUCUUUCUCUGAUAUUGUACAGCUAAUGAAUGGGACUUGCAUAAUGAGUUCUUGAGGAUAACUUUAAUAAUGCACAUAUCUUUAAUACUAACCAGUGUUUUAUAAGCACCUUUCAAAUCUGAAGUUAUAAAUUAAAAUCAAGUAAAAUGUAUAUAGGUCUGUGUGCAUGUAAAAUUCUUAAAUGAAAACUCUUACAUCCACUUUUUACUAAAAAUGUUUAUUAAAUUUUUCAUGUAUUAAUGUUUCAUCAUUUAUGUAUAAUUUGCUAUUUCACUGCCUUAAUAAAAGGUCAUUGUCACCUUCAA
Hypanus sabinus (Atlantic stingray) is the source of this 2910-nucleotide messenger RNA. It is a transcript of the gene wdr45b, whose product is annotated as WD repeat domain 45B. The record is from RefSeq and is a predicted model, not a curated record. Lineage: Eukaryota; Metazoa; Chordata; Chondrichthyes; Myliobatiformes; Dasyatidae. The transcript is spliced from 10 exons. Gene Ontology annotation, biological process: autophagy of mitochondrion; protein localization to phagophore assembly site; nucleophagy. Gene Ontology annotation, cellular component: phagophore assembly site membrane; extrinsic component of membrane; cytosol. Bases 116 to 1171 code for a protein of 351 amino acids. Gene Ontology annotation, molecular function: phosphatidylinositol-3,5-bisphosphate binding; phosphatidylinositol-3-phosphate binding; protein binding.